CCCCCUUUGCUCUGCUCACCUUAUCCUUUACAUCACUAGUCACUUCCUCUAUGAUGACACUCAACUCCGCCUUCUGUGGUGACACCCUGAGACUUCCUUUCCUACCUGCAGGCUGCUGGUAGCUUCUGCACUGCCAACUUCCUCUUCUGACUCUCCUCAUGACUCUUCAGACUCAAUCUCCAACUCUGCUCCUAAAGGGCAUGGAAGAGCAAGAGCUUCCUUAUGUGUUAAUCGACACUAUAGGAGGGACAUACGGAGUGCAUGAGGAUCAUGUCGAGUUUCUGAAGAAACAUUUUAACCUUAUCACCAUGAAGGAAUUUCUUGAAAACAAAAACCGUCUUAGUGAAAAGAUCAAAGCUAUUUAUAUGUGGUGGCACAAACCAGCUGCUAACCAGGAGCUUCUCCAUAGUCUGCCUAACUUAAAGGUGAUUGCAACCUCUGGGGCAGGACUGGAUCAUUUGGACUUGAAACUGAUCUCCAGCUUUGGAGUGAAAGUUGCCAACACUCCCUUUGCUGUUUGCAAUGUCACUGCAGAUCUGGGGAUGGCUUUAAUGUUGGCAUCUGCCAGGAGACUAGUGGAAGGUUGUCAGAUUGCAGUUUCCCCAAACACUGAGCAUUUUGCUGAUGGCUUGCUGGGAGAUGACGUCACCGGGGCUACCCUUGGUAUCAUUGGAAUGGGCAGUAUUGGAUAUAUGGUGGCCAAGAGGGCCAAAGCUUUUGAAAUGAAAAUUCUUUAUCACAACAGGAACCAGAGAAAAGAGGAAGAGGAACGGGCUGUUGGUGCCAUUUAUUGUAAAAAGAUAGAAGACUUGCUCCAGCAGUCAGAUUUUGUGAUGCUGGUUGUGAAGCUGACGCCUCAGACAGACAAACUGUUUGGGAAGAAGGAGUUAGAACUGAUGAAACCUACUGCUACUCUCAUUAACAUCAGCAGAGGUCCAGUGGUUGAUCAAGAUGCAUUGGUGGAAGCACUUCAAAAUGGGGUUAUUAAGGCUGCUGCUUUAGAUGUGACAUACCCUGAACCUCUGCCAAGGCACCAUCCUUUGUUAAAAUUAAAGAACAUUAUUAUAACUCCUCACAUUGGAAGUGCUACUACAAGUUCUCGUCGCCUCGUGAUGAAGAAUAUGGUUGAAAGCAUAUUGGCUGCUCUUAAUGGUCUCCCUAUCCCUAAUGAAGUGAUUCCCUAAAAUGACUUGCAUUUGGCAAAACUUUAAUGUUUAUGAUAACAAGAAUAAACUGUCA
Messenger RNA from Chrysemys picta bellii (western painted turtle), 1239 nucleotides. Its product is annotated as probable 2-ketogluconate reductase. Gene Ontology annotation, molecular function: oxidoreductase activity, acting on the CH-OH group of donors, NAD or NADP as acceptor; NAD binding. The record is from RefSeq and is a predicted model, not a curated record. NCBI's taxonomy places the organism in Eukaryota, Metazoa, Chordata, Testudines, Emydidae.